UGCGUUUGCAUAGAAUAUUACGAUAUGGAAACGCAAAUGGUUGUUUCAACUUCUUUUUGCUUACUUGUUGUUAGUUGAUACUGAAUUGUUUCAAGUUGUGACAAUUUUUGUGUAUCUGAUGCUGAAAAUCUCCAUGCUUUUGGCAUCUUCUCGAUAUGUGCCAUUGACAAGAAGAUUAUGGCUUCCUCAACUACGUUCCUCUUCUUUGCUUUCUGUACCCAGCGAUGAUCAUAUCGUCCGUCUCAUUCUAGACCAGAAAUCAGCUUCUGGAGCUUUGGAAACUUUUCGAUGGGCUUCAACUUUUCCUGGGUUUAUCCAUUCUCGUUCCACUUACCGUGCUCUGUUUUAUAAACUUUGUGUUUUCCGUCGUUUUGAUACUGUCUACCAACUGCUCGACGAAAUGCCUGAGUCAACCGGUUUGCCUCCGGAUGAUGCUAUCUUUGUAACUAUCAUUAGAGGGUUUGGGCGUGCUCGAUUGACCAAACGUGUGAUUAGUGUUGUUGAUCUGGUUUCGAAAUUUGGGAUCAAACCAUCUUUGAAAGUUUUCAAUUCGAUCUUGGAUGUUUUGGUUAAGGAAGACAUUGACAUAGCUAGAGAGUUUUUCAGAAGGAAGAUGAUGGCUAGUGGGAUUCAGGGUGAUGAGUACACAUAUGGGAUUUUGAUGAAAGGGCUUUGUUUAACGAAUAGGAUUGGUGAUGGGUUUAAGCUCCUUCAGAUCAUGAAGACAUGCGGUGUGGCUCCAAACACUGUGGUUUAUAACACCUUGCUUCAUGCUCUUUGUAAGAAUGGGAAAGUUGGGAGAGCUAGGAGUUUAAUGAGUGAAAUGAAGGAACCAAAUGAUGUAACUUUCAACAUCUUGAUAUCUGCUUACUGCAACGAGCAGAAGUUGAUUCAGUCGAUGGUGUUGCUGGAGAAAUGUUUUAGUUUGGGUCUUGUUCCGGAUGUUGUGACGGUAACUAAGGUGAUGGAAGUGCUCUGCAAUGAAGGCCGUGUGUCGGAGGCACUCGAGGUUUUAGAGAGAGUGGAAAGCAAAGGAGGUAAAGUCGAUGUUGUAGCUUGUAACACCUUGGUUAAAGGGUAUUGUGCGGUAGGGAAAAUGAGAGUUGCUCAACGGUUCUUCCAAGAGAUGGAGAGAAAAGGUUACUUGCCCAAUGUGGAAACAUAUAAUUUGUUGAUUGCUGGAUUUUGCGAUGUUGGAAUGUUGGAUUCAGCUCUGGACACUUUCAAUGAUAUGAAAACAGAUGCGAUUAGAUGGAACUUUGCUACAUUUAACACGUUGAUCAGAGGGCUUUCAGUAAGAGGGAGGACAGACGAUGGUAUAAAGAUAUUAGAACUGAUGCAGGACAGCGAAACCGUUCAUGGGGCCAGAAUCGAUCCGUACAACAGUGUUAUUUAUGGCUUUUAUAAGGAAAACCGGUGGGAGGACGCUCUGGAGUUCCUGUUAAAGAUGGAGAAACUUUUUCCAAGGGCAGUUGACAGGAGCUUCAAGUUGAUUAGUUUAUGCGAGAAAGGCGGUAUGGAUGAUGUAAAGACGGCCUAUGAUCAGAUGACUGGAGAAGGAGGAGUUCCUAGUGUUAUAGUUUCCCAUUGCUUGAUUCAUAGAUACAGCCAAGAAGGAUACAUGGAAGAAACACUUGAGCUUAUUAACGACAUGGUCACCAGAGGCUAUUUGCCUCGAUCAUCAACAUUCAAUGCUGUGAUUAUCGGGUUCUGUAAGGAAGAUAAAGUCAUGAAUGGUAUCAAGUUUGUGGAAGACAUGGCUGAGAGAGGUUGCGUUCCUGAUAGAGAGAGCUACAAUCCGUUGCUCGAAGAGUUGUGCGUGAAGGGUGAUAUUCAGAAGGCUUGGUUGCUUUUGUCACUAAUGGUGGAGAAGAGUAUUGUCCCUGAUUCUUCUAUGUGGAGUUCACUGAUGUUUUGUCUCAGCCAGAAAACCGCAAUCCACUUGAACACCUCAUUGCAGGACAUAAUCGAAAGUUAAAGCCAGAGGCAGUAACAACUUUUAUAUGAUUGUUGAGCUCGAACUUGAGGCCUUGAUAAUGCAUCUGCAACAAAUACAAAUAUGGCUCCAAUUUCAGAGAGAUCAAGAUGGAUCUUUUGAAAGUCUGUUAAAAGCAAGGAGCUUC
Messenger RNA from Arabidopsis lyrata subsp. lyrata, 2123 nucleotides. Its product is annotated as pentatricopeptide repeat-containing protein At2g17525, mitochondrial. Gene Ontology annotation, molecular function: protein binding. NCBI's taxonomy places the organism in Eukaryota, Viridiplantae, Streptophyta, Magnoliopsida, Brassicales, Brassicaceae. Bases 119 to 1978 code for a protein of 619 amino acids. The transcript has a single exon. The record is from RefSeq and is a predicted model, not a curated record.